This is a messenger RNA of Toxotes jaculatrix (banded archerfish), 2507 nucleotides long. Its product is annotated as excitatory amino acid transporter 1-like. Gene Ontology annotation, cellular component: plasma membrane. Gene Ontology annotation, molecular function: L-glutamate transmembrane transporter activity; neutral L-amino acid transmembrane transporter activity; glutamate:sodium symporter activity. Lineage: Eukaryota; Metazoa; Chordata; Actinopteri; Toxotidae. The record is from RefSeq and is a predicted model, not a curated record. The transcript has 12 exons. Gene Ontology annotation, biological process: L-glutamate transmembrane transport. The coding region runs from base 574 to 2082 and encodes 502 amino acids.
CUGGCAUUUGUUUCUUUCAUAGUCUGGUGUAACUGAACCCCUUUAGAUACAAAACACAAAUCUACUGUUGAUGGUCAUAACUAAUGAGCCUUGUCUUGAUUGAUUAGCCGAUACUUCCACUUGAUGAUAGACCUGCAGUCACAGCGUGACUGGUGUUAUUUCUUCUGCUUCCGUAAUCAAAGAAAAACUGGAUGUGGAUUUAGAAUGUUCAAUCAAGAAACUCUAAGCAGUUUACAGUAAUGUUUCGAUUAAAUAUAAGGCAAUUCAUAGUUUGUCAUAGUUUGUGUUUGCUCUGGAUGCUAAAUGUGAAAGUCUGUGUAGGUGGGUGUCUUUACAAAAUUAACACAAAUGAGCAAUAAUGUUGGUAUUCACAAUAUGCAAUAGUAGUUUUUGGAAGUGAUCUCAGGAUUUCUCUGCUUUCCAGACAUUCUGCAGCAUUAUCAGUCCAUCCGUUUGAGGCUAUUCAAAGUAAGAAAUUACGUGGUUAUCACUGGCUUACCUGAGGAAGUCUGGGGCUCGGACGAUCAUGUGCUGAAAGUCCUCCAGUGAAAGACGUCCGUCAUUGUCCAGUCCAUGAAAGCCAUGCCUCCCCGCUCUAAGCCGAGCUCCACCGUGGACAAUACAGACAUCCACAAGACCCAAACAUGCCCAGAAACUUCUGAGCCUUCGAGUUUGGAUUCUUCCUCCCGGAAAAAAUGUAAUGUGAAAGGGUUUCUCUGCAGAAAUGCUUUUGUUCUUCUCACUACAGCUGCUAUUGUCAUAGGGCUCUGCCUGGGCUUUGCUCUGCAAUCCACUAACAUGUCAGACAGGGAUAUUAAAUACUUCUCCUUUCCUGGAGAGCUGAUGAUGAGAAUGCUGCAGAUGUUGGUGCUUCCUCUCAUCAUCUUCAGUCUGAUCGCAGGCAUGUCAUCUCUGGACAGGAAGACUUUUGGGAAAAUGGGGCUCCAGGCUCUUUGCUAUUAUACAAUGACCACCGUCUUGGCUGUGCUCAGUGGCGUGCUUGUGGUUGUACUUAUCCGACCGGGGAAAUCAACCAAACAUACCUCAGUGCCCCCUGGUGGUAAAGCGGAGGCUGUGCAGACUGUGGAUGCUUUUCUGGAUCUGAUCAGAAACAUGGUUCCCUCAAAUCUGGUGGAAGCUUGUUUCAGAAAUUAUAAAACAGUUUACUCUAAGAGCCUUGGUGUUGUCAAUCUGACUCAAACAAAUGACACAGUCCCAGUGCCAGGCACCACAGAUGGGGUCAAUAUUUUGGGUAUAUUUGUCUUCUGCAUGACCUUUGGCCUCAUCCUGGGAAGGAUGGAGGACGAGGGGAAACCUUUGAGGGACCUUUUUGACUGCCUUAAUCAAGCCACCAUGCAUCUGAUCAGUGUCGUCAUCUGGUAUUCCCCAGUAGGAACCCUCUUCUUGGUUGGAGGACAGAUUUUGACGAUGAAAGACUCUCGAGUUAUAGGAUACCAGAUUUUCAUGUAUACUUUGACUGUGAUCACUGGCCUGGUAAUCCACAGCUGUUUCACUCUGCCCCUCAUCUAUUUCAUUUUCACACGCAAGAAUCCCUUCAGGGUUAUGGUCGGUCUCCUCCAGGCUCUCACCGCUGCCUUUGGGACUUCAUCCAGUUCUGUGACCCUACCCGUCACCAUCCGCUGUCUGGAGGAGAAUCUCAAAAUGGACAAACGGGUGACACAAUUUAUGGCACCUUUGGGGGCCACCGUGUCGAUGGAUGGUACAGCACUGUAUCAGGCUGUGGCUUCCAUUUUCAUAGCCCAAGUUCAUAAUAUGGAACUUGAUCUGGGUCACAUCAUCAUCAUCAGUAUAACUGCCUCAGUUGCAGCUGUUGGGGCUACAGGUAUCCCACAGGGCAGCAUGGUGUCCAUGGUGACAGUGUUGACAUCAGUUGGACUGCCCCUUGAAGGCAUUUCACUUAUCAUCACAGUUGACUGGAUUUUGGAUCGUUUUAGGACGAUCACGAACGUGCUGAGUGACGGCAUCGGUGUGGGUAUAGUGGAGCAUCUCUCCAGACAUGAGCUGCAGAGCGCUGCAGAAGAAUGUUUGGUAGAAGAAAAGACAGAGAAACCUUCUGACUGAGAGGCAAUACCAAGAUACAACCUCACUUUAUGUUGUUCCUGCAACAAGUCACAUUGUUAUUUAGGAAAAUAUGUUAUAGCACCAAUCAUAUACAGUUUAACUUAAAUGUAAUGUGUAAUAUCGAAGUUCUUCUGACUGUACCCUAAAUGAUUUAGCUGCCUUCCCCAUCAAAGAUGUUGCAGUAAAGGCUAGAAAAUACCUGACUGUAUACCCAGUCGUUUUAAUGAGCAUUUCCAAGAGUAGAUUUUGAUUUUGAGAUUUGUGAUUGAUUUUGUUUGAAAUGGGCUGGCAAUGUCAUGACUUGCCCCUAAGGGGGCUGUUUUCCGAGCCCUUUUGUUAUGUUUUGAACUCUUUUGUGGACUUUUGAACUCUUGUUUAGUUUGUUAAGUAUUGUUUAAGGUUCCUGUUUUAUUUUGAAGUCAUUG